Phacochoerus africanus (Common warthog) is the source of this 4173-nucleotide messenger RNA. RefSeq names its product calcium/calmodulin dependent protein kinase II delta (gene CAMK2D). Gene Ontology annotation, molecular function: ATP binding; calcium/calmodulin-dependent protein kinase activity; calmodulin binding. The coding region runs from base 592 to 2133 and encodes 513 amino acids. The record is from RefSeq and is a predicted model, not a curated record. Gene Ontology annotation, cellular component: neuron projection; cytoplasm. NCBI's taxonomy places the organism in Eukaryota, Metazoa, Chordata, Mammalia, Artiodactyla, Suidae. Gene Ontology annotation, biological process: protein phosphorylation. The transcript is spliced from 20 exons.
UCUUUCUUUCGCCGCGCAGUCUCGGUGCGGCGCGGGCUCGUGGGGAGCGCGAGGCUGCCGAGGUGCCCGCGGGAAGGAGGCUGGCCCCGGCGCGUCCCGCGCCCGAGCCUGCUGACAGCUGCAGCUGGGCUCGAGCUGUCCGCUCUAGGCUCCGCGGCCUCCGCCCCCCUCGGGCUCCCUCCCCUCCGCCCCUACCCCUCCUGCCCCGGUGCGGAUCGUUUCGCAACUGCUCGCCUCUCGCCCCAUGCCCGGCUGUUUUCUAUUUCCCGGCCCCUCUUCUUGAAUACUUUGCCCCCUGCAUUUGGGGAGAGGGGCUUGCAAGGGAGCGGCGGAGCGUCCAGAGAAGAAGGAAGCGAGGCCGGGAGGAGGAAGAUCGGCGGACUGUAGGGAGGAGACCCCACGCCACCCUUUCUGGUCCUCUCCCCUCCCGCCCCGCCCCUACGCACACUCCCUCGCCGGCGAGCUACUUUCGGACGGGAAAGUGAGGGCGGCCCAGGGUGACAGCGCUGCUGGGCUAGUCCCGGGGAAGCCGCGCGUCUGCUCGCGUCUUGCCCGCCGCACUCCCAGCCAGGGGGACAGCCCGGACCGAGAAUGGCUUCAACUACAACCUGCACCAGGUUCACGGACGAGUAUCAGCUUUUCGAGGAGCUUGGAAAGGGGGCAUUCUCAGUGGUGAGAAGAUGUAUGAAAAUCCCUACUGGACAAGAAUAUGCUGCCAAAAUUAUCAACACCAAAAAGCUUUCUGCUAGGGAUCAUCAAAAACUGGAAAGGGAAGCUAGAAUCUGCCGUCUUUUGAAGCACCCCAAUAUUGUGCGACUUCAUGACAGCAUAUCAGAAGAGGGCUUUCAUUACUUGGUGUUUGAUUUGGUUACUGGAGGUGAACUGUUUGAAGACAUAGUGGCGAGAGAAUAUUACAGUGAAGCUGAUGCCAGUCAUUGUAUACAGCAGAUUCUAGAAAGUGUAAAUCAUUGUCACCUAAAUGGCAUAGUUCACAGGGACUUGAAGCCUGAGAAUUUGCUUUUAGCUAGCAAAUCCAAGGGAGCAGCUGUGAAACUGGCAGACUUUGGCUUAGCCAUAGAAGUUCAAGGAGACCAGCAGGCGUGGUUCGGUUUUGCUGGCACACCUGGCUAUCUUUCUCCGGAAGUUUUACGUAAAGAUCCUUAUGGAAAGCCAGUGGACAUGUGGGCAUGUGGAGUCAUUCUCUACAUUCUGCUGGUUGGAUACCCACCCUUCUGGGAUGAAGACCAACACCGACUCUAUCAGCAGAUCAAGGCUGGAGCUUAUGAUUUUCCAUCACCAGAAUGGGACACAGUGACUCCUGAAGCCAAAGACCUCAUCAAUAAAAUGCUUACUAUCAACCCCGCCAAGCGUAUCACAGCCUCAGAGGCACUGAAGCACCCAUGGAUCUGUCAACGUUCUACUGUUGCUUCCAUGAUGCACAGACAGGAGACUGUAGACUGCUUGAAGAAAUUCAAUGCCAGAAGAAAACUAAAGGGUGCCAUCUUGACAACUAUGCUGGCUACGAGGAAUUUUUCAGCAGCCAAGAGUUUGUUGAAGAAACCCGAUGGAGUGAAGGAGCCCCAAACUACUGUAAUCCACAACCCUGAUGGAAACAAGGAGUCAACUGAGAGUUCAAAUACAACGAUUGAGGAUGAAGAUGUGAAAGCACGAAAGCAAGAGAUUAUCAAAGUCACUGAACAAUUGAUUGAAGCUAUCAACAACGGGGACUUUGAAGCUUACACAAAAAUCUGUGACCCAGGCCUUACUGCUUUUGAACCUGAAGCUUUGGGUAAUUUAGUGGAAGGAAUGGACUUUCAUCGAUUCUACUUUGAAAAUGCUUUGUCCAAAAGCAAUAAACCAAUCCACACUAUUAUCCUGAACCCCCACGUUCAUCUGGUAGGUGACGAUGCUGCCUGCAUAGCGUACAUUAGGCUCACACAGUACAUGGAUGGCAGCGGAAUGCCAAAAACAAUGCAGUCCGAAGAGACACGUGUGUGGCAUCGCCGGGAUGGAAAGUGGCAGAAUGUUCAUUUUCAUCGCUCUGGGUCGCCAACAGUACCCAUCAAGCCAUCCUGUAUUCCAAAUGGGAAAGAAAACUUCUCAGGAAGCACCUCUUUGUGGCAAAACAUCUAAGGCCUGAAAACCAUUCACAUAUGGGUCUUCUAAAUAUCAACAGUGCCACUUCUGCAUUCUCUGUUUUCAAGGCACCUGGAUGGUAACCCUGGGCCGUCCUCUCCUCCUCUUCAUGCAUGUUUCUGAGUGCAUGAAGUUGUGAAGGUCCUACGUGUAAUGCAUAUGUGAUGCAUCAUUUGUCAUAUAUUCCUUCCUAUACAUUGUUUACACUUCUAAGGGGAUGUUCCAUGCAAACUUCAAUCACUGUUGGCAGACAAUAAGGGGAGGUCAGACAAAAAAACAAAAAAAAAAACCCACAAUAUUCCGAGUACAGCCUAGUCAUCCAGUUUGUGUUCAUGCCAAGACUUAAGAGACUUCAAAAUCAUCGUCCUCUGAAUGACCGUUUGUAAGAGAAAUGUAAAUUUUUAAAAACUCUUUGCUGAUCAUCUGUUUUAGCUUGUUUGUUUAACCAAAAAAAAAAAAGCAAAAAAAAAAUUUACCUGAUGUGAUCCUGGUUGAAAUGGAUGGUUUUUCACUGAAAGCUUUCUUGCUGUUUAACGAUUAAAGUGGGUUGAUAUGUGGACAGAGUCACUUAAGAAUGUGGAUGCAAAAAUCAGUCGGUUUGUUCUACUAUCUAAAGUCAUAUCGUUUUUGAUCAAACUACGUAAACUGGAAAAACUCACACCACUGAUGAGUUUGAUCACUUUAGGGUAUACUCGCACUGCUCUGGUGAAAUUCGCUGGAUUGAAUUUUUUCUUUCUCAAACCUGUGCUCUUUUCCAUUUCAGCCUAUUUACUACUUUUGUUUUCUUCCUUUUAUAUUUUUCUUCAUUUUUUUUUUUUAAAUCUGCUAGUGUAUGAGAAAAGUGAAAUUUGCAGAAUGAAACUGAGGCCUCUAAGAGGUGGCUAAACUAGUACUUUUGAUCAUCUUCAGGGCCCACAAAAAAAGACGUUAAGAAGGGUUCAAAGGUUUUUAAUUCUGCUUUGGACGUAGGGAUCCUAACUGUGUUGGAGGCAUUAGAAUUAUUUAAUCUUAUAAAAGUGGGUUCCCACUGUACCAGCACAGUGUCUUACUGACAGGGGCAGUUGCCAAGAGGUACCACAUUGGCCAUGGAUCAGGAUUUUGUGCAAAUGCACAUCCUUCUGCCCCUCCUGAAUCAUCACUGGCUAGUGUUCUGAACCGAGAGAGGCCUGUGAGCGUUUUCCAUUCUCCUAAAUGUUUUGAACUCAUCUUCGUGACUUGUGCUUUGACAGCUUCUCUCAUGUGUCAGAGUAAUAUUUUGAGUUAGCAUUUUCCAGUUUUUUUAAAAAAAAAAAAAAAAAGGAAAAGGGAAAUGUCCCUGUUUUCUUUGUGCUUCUCAUUUCUCCUUUGUUGAUGCAAUUCUGUGAGGCUUUUUCUCCUCCCUGAAAUGCUUUCUAGUGCAUGAUUAUCUUCAUCACCAUUAUUUUAACAAUAGUAAUGCACAAUUCUCAGAAGCCUAUUUUUAAAACAGAAGCAAAAAAACAAAAAAACCCUCCCUCUUUUCUCUCAUUUUAUCUUUCUGUGUUGAUUACUAAUCACUUUAGCUAUUGUUGCUAGUGGAUGUAUGGUAGAUGGAUUGAAGCUUUUCUGAUAAUUAUUACACAAUAUAAAACAAUAUAUAUUUAAAAUAAAUAUAUACAGUAAAUGUAUUGAGCCAUGUUAACCUGCCAAUGAGAUCUGUGAAAAAGUAAUGGCCUCAUUUUUCCCUUUUUAAUUUCUUUACCUUUUUGUGAAGCGGCUAUACGUGGCAUACAUGUAUUUUUAAAGACUAGGUAUAGAGUGUUUGUUUUUCUUUUUUUUCUUUUUUUACACUUUUAGCAUGUGGUGUUGAAGUAUUACCGUAGAUCAAGUUUGUCUUCCGCACUCAGAUGUGAGGAGUUUGUGAUUUGUUCUCUCCACCACAAUUGAAUUACACAUUUAUUAUCUUCUAUCAUUUUGAAACACUGCAGUUUACCAUGGGACACUGUAUAUAUUUCUUGCCAUAAUGGUAAAUGACUGAUUGAUAUAUUUAAGAGUUAAUAAAUUUGUGAUUUCUGCUGA